AUGAAAUCUGCGAUCCUCGCCGUGCUCGUCGUGCUUGUCUUACAGGUGGAAUGGACUUUGCCUUGCACCUUCCAACGUGAGGAUGUACUGCACGGUGAACGUUCGGGUCUGUCAGUGAUUACCGAAACGGAAUGCUUUGCUAAGUGCCUCAAUCAACAGAAGUGCACAGGCAUUUGCUAUUGGCAGACUCAACGGCAGUGUAUUCUCUUCGAUGAUGGUGACAAGGAACAACGUUCCUUUUUCGGCCAAUGCUACUCUCUUCACCGCGACUCGAUGAAACCGCCUCAGUACACAAGAAAACUGAGUUUCAUCAAAAAGGGUUCGAGAUGGAGGCUUGCGUAA
This is a messenger RNA of Cylicocyclus nassatus, 342 nucleotides long. The record is from the annotation of a GenBank genome assembly. NCBI's taxonomy places the organism in Eukaryota, Metazoa, Nematoda, Chromadorea, Rhabditida, Strongylidae.